Messenger RNA from Miniopterus natalensis, 3777 nucleotides. Its product is annotated as G protein-coupled receptor-associated sorting protein 2-like. The record is from RefSeq and is a predicted model, not a curated record. Gene Ontology annotation, molecular function: G protein-coupled receptor binding. Lineage: Eukaryota; Metazoa; Chordata; Mammalia; Chiroptera; Miniopteridae. Gene Ontology annotation, cellular component: cytosol; nucleus.
GUCACCGCCUGAAACUCGGAAACAUUACAGGGCGCAAAAAAUGUAGACUUGCUGUGGGGAGCUCCUAAAAGACGGGAACCAAUAACUAGACCCUUUAAUAUAAGCCAGCUUCUCUCCGUCCAGCGCUGCUUUCUCUAUAUCCAGCUUCCGCCGCUGCCUAUCCCAGUACCAGAAGCAGCCGUGGUAGGCGGGGCGGAAGUCACUGACGCGGAGAGAGUGGCGUCUGCUGAGCCGGUAUCAGUCCGCUUCCAUCAGGCCGGAUCCCCAAAACUACACUAGCUACUCUCGUAGUUGGUUUUGGUAUUGGGGACGUGGCGAGGCAGCCUGCAGAGGAAAAGGGCACGGCACCCCUUGAGGCAAGGAAAUGAGAGAACUGCCCCUGAUCCAAGCAGAGCAGGCUUACUUUAAGGCUGGUCACUUUCUGCAAAGAAGGAAAGGAGGAGGAGACAGACUCAGUUCUCUGCAGUACAGCCUGCUGUCUGCUGUACAGCUUAAUACCGCUGGAACAGAGCAAGGAGGAGGAUAUUGCACCACAUCAGAGCAGAUUCACCUCUAGUGGCAGCUCUGGUGGUGUUGAAAUUGUUGACGACCACUACCCUCAACAGAUCAGCAUCCAUCUGGCAAGCAUCCAUUCUCCCCCAGCUUGGUUGUGCCACUUCUGCACUCUUGUGUGUAAUAUUGGCUGAGCUGAUCUUGGGAAGGAGCCUUAUUAACUGCUGGACUGGUGAUUGACUCUAACUCAUUUCUAACUGUAUCGUCUGAAUCGCUGAAGAAUCAGAGUGUGAAGAUACAGAAUUGCGACACAUCCGUCAUAGAGGCUGAGACUGUGCUACUGAUAUUUAACACUUUUCUAUAACUGGUACUAUGACUGGGGCUGAGAUUGAGCCUAGUGCCCAAGCCAAGCCUGAAAAGAAGGCUGGAGAAGAGGUUGGAGGUGGAGCUGAGAGAGAGAAUGACGUCCCGAUGGUGGUCAGACCCAAGGUUAGGACCCAGGCCCAGGCAAUGCCUGGGGCAAGGCCCAAAACUGAGUCAAAGGCUAUGAAAGGGAAAAGAGCAAGGUCCAAAACUCAGUCCCAGGCAAAAGCUGGGGCAAGACCCCAAACUGAUUCCCAAGUAAUGGCUGGGGCAAGGCCCAGAACUGAUGCCCAGACAAUGUCUGGGGCAAGACCCAAAACUGAACCUCAGGCAGUGGCUGGGGCAAGGCCCAAAACCGAGGCCAGGGCAGUAGGUGGGGCACGUCCUAAAACUGAGGCCAAGGCAAUCCCUGGGGCAAGGCCCAAGGAUGAAGCCCAGGCUUGGGCCCAGACUGAGUUUGGAGCUGAGGCAAUGUCCCAAACAGAGGACAUGCCCCAGACCAAUGCAGCAGCCUGGCCACUGGUCAGUACUGAGUCCGGGUCAGUUGCUAAACCUAUGGCCCUAUCUGUAGAUAGGGAACUGGUAAAUGUGGAUCCCAAGACCUUUCCUGGCUCCCAGGGUCAGUCAGGAAUUCAACCUUGGUUUGGAUCAGGGGAGGAAACUAAUACAGGGUCUUGGUGCUAUCCCAGGCCAAGGGCCAGAGAGGAAGCAUCUAAUGAAUCUGGAUUCUGGUCAGCAGAUGAGACCUCUACGAUGUCUUCUCUCUGGGCUGGAGAAGAGGCCAAUAUCAGAUCAUGGCCCAGGGAAGAGGCCAAUACCAGGUCCAGGCACAGGGCAAAACAUCAGCCUAACCCCAGGUCUAGGCCCAGAUCCAAGCAAGAUCCCUAUAUUGAUUCCUGGUCUGGGUCUGAGGAGGAGUCUGGCAACCCAUUCUGCUUGUGGCCUGAAGAAAAUACUAAUAACUUGUUCAGACCCAGAGUCAGAGAUGAGGCAAAUGCUAGGUCCAAGCUCAGGACAAAGAGAGAGGACUUUUUUGAAUCUGAGUCUGAAGAUGAGUACUAUAAGGAGUCCUGGUUUUUGCCUGGGGAAGAGGCCAAUAGCAGAUUUAGGCCCAGAGACAAGGAGGAGCCUAAUACUGUCUUGAAGCCCAGAGCCCAGAAAGAUGGUAAUAACAGUAAUAGGGUCAAACAUGAGCCCAGGUUUGAGGAGGAUGUCAUCAUUGGGUCCUGGUUCUGGGCAGAGAAAGAGGCUGGUGUGGAGGCUGGGGCUUCAGCCAUCUGUGAGUCUACACCGGGAGAUGAGGAGGGGGCCAUUGGUGGGUCCUUGUUCUGGACUGAGGAAAAGUCCAGUUUGGGGGCUGUGGCUAGAGAAGAGACCUGGCAGGAGUCUGAAGAAGAGGCUAUAUUUGGGUCCUGGUUCUGGGACAGGGAUGAGGCCUGCUUUGACCUAAAUCCCAAUCCUGUGUACAGGGCUAGUUCCAGGUUCAGAGAUUCAGCUGAGGAGGAAAUUAAUACAUCAUCCAGGCCCCAAACCUGGGAAGAGGUCACUGUUGAAUACAAACCUGGUCCUUAUACGGUUGGCUUCCCAUCCACAAGCUCCUUUAGAAUUCCUGAAGAAGUAUCCUCUGCAUUCGUUGAACUGUUUGAGGGAAAGCCCAAGAAUGAGGAAGGGGAAGAUGAGGAAUCUUCCCCUCAGGCCAAUCAGCCUGACCCUCAGUUCACAUUUCAGUAUGAACCAUCCUAUCGGUCAGUCAGGGAAAUUCGGGAGCAUCUUAGGACCAGGGAGAGUGCAGAGCCUGAGAGUUGGUCCUGUAGCUGUAUACAGUGUGAGCUUAAAAUCGGUUCUGGAGAGUUUGAGGAACUCCUUCUGUUAAUGGAAAAAGUUCGAGAUCCUUUUAUUCAGGAAAUAUCUAAAAUCGCAAUGGGUACAAGAAGUGCUUCUCAGUUUACCCGAGAUGUCAUUCGGGAUUCAGGUGUUGUCUCACUUAUUGAAACCUUGCUCAAUUAUCCCUCCUCCAGAGUUAGGACAAGAUUUUUGGAAAAUAUGAUUCUCAUGGCUCCACCUUAUCCAAAUCUAAACAUGAUUGAGACAUUCAUAUGUCAAGUGUGUGAGGACACCCUUGCACGAAGCUUGGAUUCCCCUGAGCAGCUUCUUGGAUUAAGGCUCCUUAGACACCUCACUAUGACUACUGACUAUCACACACUGGUUGCCAAUUUUAUGUCUGGGUUUCUUUCCCUAUUAGUCACAGGAAAUGCAACAACGAAGUUUUACGUCCUGAAAAUGUUGUUGAACAUGUCUGAAAAUCCUAUGGUGGCAAAAAAGCUAUUCAGUGCCAAAGCUCUAUCGGUAUUUGUGGGUCUCUUUAACUUACAAGAAUCACAUGACAAUAUUCAAAUUGUUAUUAAAAUGUUUCAGAAUAUCAGUAAUAUUAUAAGAAAUGGAUCAAUGGCGUUAGUUGAUGAUGAUUUCAGUCUUGAGCCGCUUAUUUCUGCAUUCCACGAAUUUGAGAGCUUAGCUAAGGAACUACAAUCCCAAAUAGACAAUCAAAACAAUCCUGAUGGGGGACAACCAAACUAAUAUGAUUAACCACCUGUCUCUCAUCAGCUUUAUGUUCCCAAAGAGCCCUGAGUAGUGCUUUGGUUUUCACAGUCUUGUUUUGUGUUAUAACUUAUAUUUUUAAUGCUGAUGUUAACUUUGUCCAAUUCUUGGCUUGAGCUGGAUCAUUUUGUGGAUGCCAAAUGAAUAUUAGAGCUGAAAACAUAUUUGUUGAUAUUUGUCUUGCUGUCCAGAUUGCAGUAUUUUUCAGUAUUGAGCUUUCAAUGAACUGAGUCUCCCUAUGUAAGCUACCCUGCUGUUUGUUGUUUAAACAUAUGGUUCUGUAUUUGAGUGUGUUUUCAAUAAAGUUCUGUGUGAAAAUUGGCA